Cucurbita pepo subsp. pepo (vegetable marrow) is the source of this 1536-nucleotide messenger RNA. RefSeq names its product oxysterol-binding protein-related protein 4C. Gene Ontology annotation, molecular function: sterol binding. Gene Ontology annotation, cellular component: cytosol; membrane. Lineage: Eukaryota; Viridiplantae; Streptophyta; Magnoliopsida; Cucurbitales; Cucurbitaceae. The record is from RefSeq and is a predicted model, not a curated record.
AUUGUUCCCUUGGCUUGCUUCUCACUGGGCCAAUCCCUUUUUAAAACGCCAAAAUUCUUAUUCUCUUCACGCACAAACACCAACGCCAACCUCCCACACUUUCCCCCUUCUCUCUCCAUUCAUUUCCACUUUUCAUCCAAACAAACUCCUCCUUCUCCUUCGUUUUCGCUUUCGCUCGAAGAAUCUACUGUCCUCUAUCUUCUACGGCGCAGGAAACUCGUCAGUUACUGCCGAUCGUCGAUUCUACUUAUGGGUGCGGGAGAGGACACGGGAGCGGAGGUGAGAAGAAUUACUCUAACGAAACCAGUGUCUUUGGAGGCAGGAUCAGAUGCAGCCGAUUAUAGAGCUCCUAAUUUGCUACAACGCAUCCUAAGCCUCUUUAAAGAUGUACGGCCAGGAUCAGAUCUAUCUCAAUUCAAGGUGCCCCCACAGUUCAACAUGCCAAAAUCCCAACUUCAGUGUUAUGGUGAAUCUUUGUAUUGCUUCAAUGAAGACAUGUUAAAGAAGUGCAACAAUGGGAAGAACCCAAUAGACAGAUUUGUGGCUGUGGUAGCAUGGAAUGUUUCUAAUCUUCGUCCUUUAACUUUUGGUAUUUCUCCUUUCAACCCAAUUCUUGGGGAGACUCAUCAUGCUACAUCAGGCUCCCUAAAUGUUCUACUUGAGCAGAUUUCACAUCAUCCACCAGUGAGUGCCCUCCAUGCUACCGAUGAAAAGGAAAAUCUGGAGAUGAUAUGGUGUCAUCAGCCUAUUGCCAAAUUCUAUGGUACAUCUUUGGAGGUGGAAGUAAGUGGCAAGAGAGAGCUGAGACUUUUAAAUCAUAGAGAAACUUAUGUUAUGAAUGCCCCAAAUCUCACGUUCAAAUUCCUUCCAACACCUGGGGCUGAAUGGAGUGGUACUAUAAGAAUUGUAUGCCAAGACAGUGGUCUUGAAGCUGAGUUACGUUUUAAAGGUCUUUCUUUCUUUGGAUUUGGAGGGAAUGCUAGAUCGAUCAAAGGAAAGAUUUUAGAUAGGUCAUCAUCAAAGACUCUUUACGAGAUAAAUGGUCAAUGGGACAGAAAUGUCACGGUAAAGAACAUGGAGAGCGGUGAAGUUACAGUCAUAUACAACGCAAAAGAAAACAUUUGGAGGCUGAGAACUCCUAUAGUUCAAGACCUAAAGAAUGUGUUGCCAAGUGAAUCAGCAGUGGUAUGGAGUGAGGUGAGCCAAGGCAUUCUGAGCAAAGACUGGGAGGCAGCAAAAAGAGCAAAGAGAGCCCUGGAGGACAAACAAAGGGAGCUUGCAAGAGAAAGGGCAUCCAGAGGUGAGACUUGGGUUCCCAAGCAUUUUACUUUUUCUUAUACUAAAGAAGGUGGGUGGGACUGCACACCUAUCCACAAAUCUGUCCCUCCAUCCCCCAUUGUUGUACCCACAUAGCAUAUUCCUUUCCUCUCCAUUUUUGUGUACAAUAACAAAACUCCAUAGUUUGUUAUAUUGUAAGUGUUAUGGAGGAGUUAUAUAAUGAUCAAGAAAAAAUAACAUCAAGCUGUUAGAAAAUCA